UGUCGACUCAGUUUUGAUAGUAUUAUACAAAUGUCCCAAGAAUGGAUAUAAAUUUCGUAGCUCAUCUCUUCCAAAGUGCAAGUGAAAAAUGCAUUUAAAAAAUGACUAGGUUGAUUCGAGAAAGGCCAACGGGCUCUACAGUCUUGUUCCCAGAUUCUUCUUGUAUGAAACAACCACUUGAUUGGCUUUGGAUUCAUCUCCUACUGUUGGACGAAUAUUAGAGAUUAAAGCAGCAUUGGAUCAAGAAUCUGCUUUCAGCUAACCGAUAUGCAAGCCCAUCAAAGGCCAGAAUAUAAUAUUCUGCAAGAAGAUCCAAGGCCAAUGCCAGAUCUUCCCCAAGAACUCAUAGUUGACAUACUCACAAGGUUACCAGUCAAGUCCAUUUUGAGAUUCAGGUGUGUUUCAAAAUCAUGGCUUUGUUUAAUCGCAAGUCCUCAUUUCAUCAAAUCCCAUCUCACAAUAUCAACAAAAGUCAACAAUCAUGCCCGUCAUGGCCUUCUUUUAGCUCCCAUUGAUGCUCCGACUGAGCUUUACACCUGUUCUCUUUAUUCUGUUUUGUAUCAAAGAUCUCCUGUUAGUGCUGAAAAGGUUCAACUCCCCUUGCAAAGUAAAUAUCCUAGAUUAUCCUUUGUGGGAUGUUGCAAUGGGCUGGUUUGUUUAUCUGAAGGGUCUCAUGAUCUCAUUUUGUUCAAUCCAUCCACAAGAAAAUCCAAUGUUUUACCGAAUUCAGGCAUUGAUGUGGGUAAAUUUAAGCAUAUGACAUAUGGUUUUGGUUAUGAUGAAGUACAUGAUGAUUAUAAAGUAGUAGCAAUAGGCUAUUCUUGCCCCUAUGGGAUGAAUUGCCAGACUAUAGUCAAUGUCUACAGUUUAAGGACCAACUCUUGGAGAAAUAUUCAAGGCUAUGAAGGUGGAUUCAUUUCUUCUUGUUCAGGUGUGUUUGUUAACGGAGCUCUUCAUUGGCUAGUGGUUUCUGAGGAUGGUUCUAUUUCCUCUUGGCGAAUUGUUUCUCUGAAUCUGGCAACAGAGACCUAUGGAGAGAUAUUGCAGCCUAACUAUGAAAAGGGCAAUGUUUCUUUUACACCCGGGGUUUUAGAAGGAAAUCUUUGUGUCUUUUACAACCACUAUGAAGUGAAAUUCGAUGUAUGGGUGAUGAAGGAAUAUGGGCUGAAGGAAUCUUGGACUAAGUUGGCUUGUAUCCCUUACUCUGUGAAUUUCAAGGGUCGUGCUUCACCAUUGUUUGUCUCAGAAGCUGGGGAGAUCUUAUUGAAGCAUGAUUACUCUUUGAUGCUCUACAAUGGGAAAGAUGAUAUUUUUACAAACCGGGAUCUGCAAAUGCAAGGUGCUAACUAUCCAGGUGCAGCUGCUGUCUACAUUGAGGGCUUGGUAUCUCCUCACAUUGAUGAGGUUGGGCACAAAACUUGUGCACAGUGAAAGAAAGGUGAAAUUGUUCAAGGAUAACCUUUUCCGACCUAGAAUAUUACUUCUGUUAGACAUUGCUUUGAAAUAUUAAUUCUAGUUUGCGGAAGACUCCCCAAUGAUGGACUAGGCAACCUCACAAAAGUCCUAGCCGCUAAAUGGCACAGAUCAGAAGAUGCUAUGAUUUUUGGUGUACAACAGUGCUUUUUCUUGAAUCUGUAUGAUAACCUAUUUUCUUUGAUGCUCUUCUCAGUCUUAUUGGCGUUUUACGUAUUUGCACAUUUUCUUCAAUGCUUUUUCAGUUUCAAGUUGAGAAACGUACCUCUUUUAGCUGAUAUCCCUCAGAAUUGCAAACUCAAAACUAAACUGGAUUAUAAUUGCUGAUAACUCGUAGCAAAUACGAUGAGAACUCACUCCUGAUAAACCACCAAAUGUGCUGCCAAAUGAUGGUCAUAAGGUGCUUAACAAGUUCUGAAUCCACUUCUACUUGAACCACAAUAAUCAUUAUCUGUAAUAUCUAUAUAUUUCCUUCAUUGUAUCGACACUUGAGAUCGUCUUCUAGGUCCAAGACUCCCAGGUAGUUAAUUACCUCUUGACAUUCAGAUCCACCUAAAAUGGUCAUCAAUAUGCCUCCUUACUCUGCAUACAUAUAGAUACAAGGUGUCAAUCUGUUUCUUCGUGCUUCUUUCUCAUUAAGCUUGAUUCUGGUUGCUUGUCUGAACAGAGCCAAUGGUGCUUGCGUAAUGAGAAUGAGAUGAAGAUUGUACGAUGAGCCUAUCGCGCUUGUAUUCCUUCUUGUUAGUGGAUUUGUUGAGAGAGGCUUUUCGCGAAUUAUGGGUGAGAGAUAAGGGGUUGUCGCGAAUUAAUAUUGGGCUAGAGGCUAACCGAAGUAAUGAUUUCACAAGACAAAUGAAUCUCAGGGAGGAUUUCAGUCGAAGCCUGUGUAGAGUUUCAAUGAUCUAAUCAUGGGCAAUUUAUAUGAUUGGAAUAUGUUUGUUUACUUCAAUUCCCAUUGAUUUUCCAUCAUAAAGUUUAGUGUGUUUUGCUUGUCAGAGUUAACUGCUUAUAAGGGAGAACUAUAAGUACUGCAGAAUGCAAAGCAGGAUCCACAAAGAAGCAUAUAAAGAGGAUCUGCAAACCUGCCUACCUAACUGAAGUGAAAAUUUGUGAACACGAUUACGAAGCAAAGAGAAUUAAAUCAUUGGUCAUAGAGUUGAUGCAUCGGAGAAACCAGUUUUUUGAGGUUUAUAAGCAUCUCAUGGAUCAGUUCAGAGAAUCAUUGAACACUUCAGAAGCAGCUAAUGUUUGCAGAAACCAUGAAGCUGUAUCAUCCUUGCGCAGGGGCCAUGCUAAUCUUCUCUGUAUCGUUCCAAUUUUAUCGGAUGUCCCCGAAGUGACCUGUAUCUAGUCAAAUCUAUAACAAAAUACUAAGUAGAAUUUGAUCAUUUCUUUGACAUCAUAAGAAACUAUAUUAGAGCACAGUUGUGAUAUACUA
Coffea arabica (coffee) is the source of this 2911-nucleotide messenger RNA. Its product is annotated as F-box/kelch-repeat protein At3g23880-like. NCBI's taxonomy places the organism in Eukaryota, Viridiplantae, Streptophyta, Magnoliopsida, Gentianales, Rubiaceae. Gene Ontology annotation, molecular function: protein binding. The record is from RefSeq and is a predicted model, not a curated record.